AUGUGUGUGUGUGUGCGUGUAAGUAUAUACAUUGUGGGGGAGAGAGAAAGGGAGACAGAGAGAGAAGGAAAUAGAAAUGCAGUAAAAUGGUGACAUUUGGGGAAUCUGGGUGAAGGGUAUACAGGAAUUCUUUAUGCUGUUCUUGCAACUUUUAGGUCAAAAAUAUUUUGUUUCAUUUUGUUUUGUUUUGGAGUGUAAAAUAAUCUAUCAAUGGAAAAGAAUGAAUUAUCUUAAAGAUUGAUGUGCCGUUGUGUCAUUUUUCAGCCACUUGUCAGGCUUAGUCCAGGGUUGCUUUGGGAGCCCUUCCCAUGCACACCCAGGAAUGAUUCCAGAGAAUAGUUCCAGUCAGUUGAAUGCUAUGGGAGCUUCUAGGUGCAGGAAGUCGUGGCUUUCACAUGUUCCAUUUUCUUCAGUCCUUUGCUCAUUCUCAGGUACACUCUCCAUUAAAUUGAACAAUUCCAUAAAAGAUAGAUUGCACUACAGCCAACUUCUGCCCAGCCUUUUCCAAUUAGCAGAUUCAAAUUAGGAAGAUUUAAUUGCAAUUUGGAUUGAAUUCUGUCCCUCAGCAGUCAAGUCAAUUUCAUUUAAUUCAAUUCAGCACACACGGAGUACUCAGGGCCCUUGCAUAUGGCUGAGUGAUUGGAACACACACAAGGGCCUACAGGGAAGUGGGACUGAACAGGUGACAUAGGUGGGACUCAUCCUGGGGAGAUGGCAGGAGGAGCAGCACAGGUGCUGGCCCUGUCCUCAGCUUUCUUUAUAGAGCCAAACCUCCUUGUCUUUCUUAAUCAUUUAAACCAGUCUGCAUUCCUGACCACUACCUGCCCCAAGAAACAGAAAGAAGGAGGCUCCGGGAGGCUGGUCCCUGCCCUAGCAGGGGAUGCUAGGAGGCCCUGCCUAGAGGCCCGCCUGGUCCACCCUUGGGCUCUUUCUGCUUGUUUUGUUCCCACUUCCCAAGUAGGAUGCUGAUUCUCCUCCCUUGUAAUUAGCUCUGCUCCAGCGGGGGCCAGCCUAGUGGCGCCGAGGGGUUUUGUGAUUGAUUGUGCUAACUGCAUCCCAGCCCUCUUUUCUAGAGAGGCUGCUUCUGCCAGGAGAUAGGCAGCCUGGUAAUUGGAUGGCAGGAAAUGCAUUAUAGGAAGGGCUACUCUCAUCCUCUGCAAGGAGCCCUGGGGGAGUGUGUCUGUUGCAUCCCCUAUCCCCUUUAGAGAACCAUCAGAGACCACAGACUUCUGCCCUAGGUCAUUCCAGAAACUGGGCUGCAAGCCCAUGUCCAGCCCAAGGUCGUCCACCCCCUGAGGUUACCCUGGCCUUUUUUCCUACUUUGGGAUAUCUUAACCCAACCCAAGCAGCUUCUCUCAGCUGGGAACCCUGGCCUGAGAGUGUGUGGAAGCCUUGGGGGAUACAUCCCAAACCCCUCUCUUUCUUGCCCAUGCCUAAUAACUUGAUCCUGACCUUAAGCCGCAACCCAGGGCCUGAGUUCUUUUCACUCUCCUUCUUGGACUCAGUCCUGGCUUCUCAGUUCUAACUCUGCUCCCCAUUGUGGACUAUACCCCACUCUGUCACAGCUGCAGCCCUGCCUAGGUGGAGGUCUCUAAGUACCUGGGACCUGUGGGCAGAGGGUGGGUGGAGGGUGAGCACCUCCGAUUGUCCUUUCCCCUCCGGGCAACCUUGCCUCAGCAAAGCUCCCAAAGCUCCCUGAGCCUGGAGUCACCCAUAGGAUGGUGCUGGCACUCGUAGGGCCAGAUUCUGGGAAGAACUUAGGGUCUGUACAGCAACCAGACCACACCAUGUUCAAGAACAUUAAAAGUGGAAAAUAAAGUUCAGCGUGAUGUUUAGAUACAAAGGCCAAAAAUGACACAUUGGCACAAGAAAUCUCCAAAACACAGUUCUGGGUUAACCCUGUGGCUUUAGGUCUGUGGGAUAUUCCUGUGACCCCUUUAGACACUUAGCAAGUUCUUACAGGCUGGUGGCAACAGCAAAGGCUGGAGACACUGCUGCCUUAGGGGCUAAUUUCUCUUUGAGUCAGGUCCUGGUCAGACUUCUUUAGGGUUCGAGGAACCACAUCCCCUGUUGGGGUAGCCCAGAUCCAUCAUGAGAGCCCACCCAGGCCCACCUAGGGCAGACCAUCCCACCCAUUUGAGGGACAAGGUGCCUCUUGCUUUUCCAGUUAGCAUUCUUAGGAUUGGGAUGACUCUGUUCCAAGUUCCUUGGGACUUUGCUUUGGUAGAAUUCCUUGAACAUUUGUUUUGAAUUUGUUAGGCUCCCUGAGACUUCUGGGUAAAUGCUGAAAAUCAGAGAUUCUGCCAUGUGAGGCAGUGCAAUGGAUUGAGCCCAGGCAAGGGUGUGAAACCCUGAUGGUCCCAACUGGACAGCCAAGGUCCAUGAAUAAGGCACUGUCCUUCUGCAGGCCUCAGAUGCACCUGUGAAUAUGAGGGGCUGACCUAGUGGAUUUCUAAGUUUGCAUCCAACUGGCUCCAAGAGUUUAGUUCAUUUCCCAAGUGACAGGCUCAUCAUGAGCUGUUCCAGGGAUUCGGGCUGAUAAUGGCUUUUUGCAUCUGUGUAGUGCUCUACAAAGAGUUUUCACCUGCAUUUUCUCAUUUGAUGCUCCAACAUUACCAUGAGGAGCUACUGUUAUCAUCAUCUUAGAGAUGAGGCUCAAAGAAGUGAAUUAGCUAGAGAGGGUCUCACAGCUAAGAAGGGAUGGACUUGGGACAAGGACCUGGGUCUUCUGACAGCUGCUGCUGUUCAGGCUGUGGUGUGCAUGGAGUCUGUGAGAGUGACUGGCAGUCCUUCCUGCCCGUAGCAGCUGGACCUGGGCUGUGCAAAGAGGAGGAUGGGGCCAGAUGCCAGGGACCAUCAGAGACCAUCAGAGAGCUCCUGCCAACUCUCCAGGGCUCAUACUCUCAUGAGCGUAACCCAGGGAUCUCAGUGUGGAUGCUGGCUUGAGUCCUGCUCAGUUCCAGGUGCGGCCCAUCCCUCAGCACUAUCAGCAUUACCUAGCCACUCCUCGAAUGCACCACUUUCCCAGAAACUCCUCCUCCACACAGAUGGUCGUCCAUGAAAUCCGAAACUACCCUUACCCUCAGCUUCACUUCCUUGCUCUCCAGGGACUAAAUCCCAGCAGACACACCUCCGCCGUACGGGAGAGCUAUGAGGAGCUGCUGCAGCUCGAGGACAGGUUGGGUAAUGUGACUCGGGGAGCUGUACAGAACACCAUUGAGAGGUUCACCUUCCCCCACAAGUAUAAGAAGCGAAGACCCCAGGAUGGCAAGGGCAAGAAGGAUGAGGGGGAGGAGUCAGACACAGAUGAGAAAUGCACAAUUUGUCUGUCUAUGCUGGAAGAUGGAGAAGAUGUGAGACGCCUACCCUGUAUGCAUCUCUUUCACCAACUGUGCGUGGACCAGUGGCUCGCCAUGAGCAAGAAAUGCCCCAUCUGCCGAGUGGACAUUGAGACACAACUGGGAGCCGACAGCUGAGGGAGGAAUUAGCCAGUGGACACCCCAUUUCCUUCACCAGGUCCCCCCACGGCCAUAGCCCUUGCAGCCAAACUUUGCCUUCUGAGCCAUUUGACGUAGAGGAAAAGCCUGCAAGCACAUUUUGUGGAAAGAGGAGUUGGUGGUAUCGGUGUCGAGGGAGAGGAGGGGGUUGGGGAGGACCCACCUCUCCAGAAUGGCGACUGUCCCCAUCCGCCUGGCUGAGCAGGAGAGAGGGAGCUGGCGGUGCCCAGCGCAAGGGCGGGAAGGAGGGGCCCAGGCUGCGGAGAACCCAGGUGGGAUCCUGAAGGCACUAGCUGACAGACGGGCCCCUCAAUCCUGUCCUCUGAAGGAUUGUAUAUAUACCUCUCGACCACGUAGGAACCAUGUAGGGGUCUCUAGCUAUUUCUGUGGAUGGCAGCCGGAGCAUGUUAGCUUAAGAAAAAUGUUGUGUGUGGUGCUCUAGUCAUCUUGUGGUGGACAUGUCGCUAUUACCGAAUUCGCACCAAAUAUUUCUCAUUGAGUUUCUUGUUUUGGUGCCUGACCGAACCAACGACAGCCCCAAUCUUCCCGUCUUUAUGAGAGAAAAGGAAAAAGGAAUCAAAGGUGGAAGAAAAAAAAAGCCAAAUUCUGUUUACGGUGAAAAAGGAUUUUGUUUUUCACCCAAUUUGGGAGGCGGGAGGGGGGGGUUCUCGUUUUAUUUUUGUUUUUGUUUUUACCUUGGCUUUUGUUUUUCUCAUGUUUACAGUGCACGGAGUGUGGAAGGGGGUCUAGGAGAGGGAGAGCUGGAAAAGGAGCUGAUGGGGUCUUAUCCUGGCCUCUGAGGGUUCAGCGGAGGUGAGGAAGGCAGCAGAGCUCCAGCAGGUGAAGGGAGAGUUCAUCUAGGCGGGGCUCCCCAGGCCCAGGGCUCAACUUCAUGGCCCCAGCUAUAUCCCCCCAGUUCCACACUAAACCAGGGAGGGCUCGGCCCUCAGCUACUGGUACCCAAUGUGUUCCUGGGAGCCGAGAGACCCAUGGUCACUCCAACUCCUUCCUUUAGGCUGUGCUCUUGCCUGUCACAAAGAGGCAACGUAGCCACUGCCUCCCUAUGCAAAAAAUUAACCAGAUGAUGCAGAUAAGACAGCAUAGGUGAUGGCUGCUUGGUCUUGGCCACAGUGCUCUCAGCCAGCACUAAGGGCUGAGGUCAAUACCGCAGACCUUGGGGAGGAAGCUGAGCAUCCCCCGGGAUGUCUCCAGUCCUGACACAGUCCCUCAGAGAUGGCCCUGGCUCUGAGGUCACAUCAGCUAGGUUUGGGAGGCCCCUCAGCUUGGUUUGGGAGUGCCCGUGUUCCUGGUCUCUGGCUGCUUCUCUGACUCUUUGAUAACCUUGGGCAAGUCCCUUUCUUUCUCUGUGCCUCAGUUUCCUUCUCCUUUGAGGGGGGAGAGAGAACAGUGCAGCCCCAUUUCCGGUCCUGCUACCUCACCUAGAUGUUGUGAGGAUUCAUAUUCUCUGUCCAGCGUGUUCUAUGCUCUCUUCUGAGAACCUUGUGGGGUGUCGGGAUGGGGGUGCUGGGAGACACAGACCUGAUACAGUAUGUCUUUCUGCACCACCUCACAAUUUUCCUGAACCCCAAAGGGAGCAGAGAGAUAAGAGGACAGAAGAAUGGAGAUGGGAAAAUCCACCAAAUUCCAACCCAAACCCAACUUUCUUUCUCCCUAUGUGGAAGACACCAGAUUAGCUGGAAUUCUGCCACCUUCCUUUGUGCCCCACCCCCCACUGUUCCCUCAUUUGCACUGCUCUGUAAGCCUCCCCCUCACCUCCAUUCAUAACCCAGUCUCAAUGCCCUCGUAUCAAUAAGACCGGGGUAAGGGGGACAGGAUACUUGUCACAUAUUUGAAGAAAUUCCAUACAGUGAAGGAAAUUUGAGUCUGUAUUGCUGCUACAAGGGUAAAACCAGGACCAAUGGGUAAAAGUAACAGGCGGGCAGAUUUUGGCUUGAGGAAGAGCUUCUAGCACGACUGGUUCAUGCGGGAAUAGCUGCUCUGGCCACCUGCAGGCAGAAAGUGGGGGAAGUGGCUCCUGGCAGGAGAUUUCUCCCAGCACUAAUAUCCUGGUGUUCUAUAAAAUCUUUAUUGAGUGCCUACCGGUGCAGGCGCUGGGAGAGACAAUAGCUUUGAGGAGCUCACAAUCUAGCUGAGGAGACAAGACACAUCCAAUGCUGCAAAAAUGGUGAAUAACCUGAUUCAGGGUUAGCAGCAAUGAGUAUCACAGCGUCCAACUCAGUAGCUCCAGUGUAUGAAAAUGUCUCCAGGGCUAAAGGCUGGAGAUCUCACCAGUGGGGAAAGUACAUCUGAGUCAGGAUUUUGGGGGAAAGCUAGUUACUGAUAGCCACAGGAAGUUGAGACUUCUGCCCCAUUCUCUCCAAUGGCUGGGUGAAAACCAAGAAUUCAUCGGAAGAUGGCUUUGGCCUGGAGGUAGCUAGGGUGGUCUAGGAAGCUCACUCCUCUCUUAGUCUCAGUCUUUCAUUCUUUCUGCUGAGACUGGCCUGAAAGGCUGGCAAGUGGGAGGGAGUCAGUGGGGAGGCCAGGAUAGAACUAGAGCUGGUGUCCCAGGUUCCAGUCUGGGCUCUUCACUGACAAAGUGGGCAACACUAGAAACUUCCCUUUGUCUCUCUGGGCCUUAGUUUCCUCAGUUACAACCUAAGGAGGUUGGAUUGGAUGCUUGCUAAUUUCCUUCUGACACUCACACUCCCUAACAUCAACACAUCUUCAAGGCGGCAGAGCUGUGCGCCCACCCAGCUAUUGAAAAGGACUUUCUGUGGGCACACACUCUGUUUCAGACUGGGCUGGGGGCACACGUGCUGGGUGAGACAGUGGGCCCUCGUCCCCUCCCCCCUCCCAAUUCUCUGCCCCAGGCUAAUAUUAGGGACUGGGGAGGGGACCACCAGAGGGGAGAGGGAAGCUGCUUACUUUGGGGGUAGACCCUGAAGCCCCUCCUCCUUCCCCCACAGAUGGGGACAGGAGGUGAUGGGGUGCUCAGAACCCUGCAGCUCCCACUUCUUUAGCCGGGCAGCUGUUUGGGGGACAAGAGAGGGCCAGGGUCUGUGCUUCUGCUCCCGGCACUGGUCAGGGAGUCUGGGAAGAGUGGAGAAGAGGCAGGGUCAGGCCUCAGCAUCUCACAUCCACCACCUCCAGGAGGGGAGACCACUGGUAAGUCCUCCUCCUGCUCAACUCAAGGGACUCAGACCCUUUCUUGACUGAGACGCAUGAGUGCCUUCUGGGGUGAGAGCAGCCCCAGGGUUUAAGUUGGGCGUCCUAGCAGCUGCAGCAGCUGUGCCGCCGCGGGUCCACCGAGGACGCCAAUCAAUCAACCCAACACCACAAGCUUGGUUGGGUGCAAGCAGAGGGUGAGCAGGGGCUGCCCCUCCACCUGGCCAGGACCCCCUUCGGCACCCAGUUGCCCUUGGCCACCACCUGUGGCAGGACUCAAGCUCCUCUUCUGCAAAUGUUCCCAGCCUCCGUGCAAGUAUUCUUAACUCUUUACGCCUAAUGAACAAGCACAGUUUUUCAAUGGUGAAGAAAAAAGCACCAGACUUUUUUUCUUUUUUUCCUAAAGAAAUCCCCUAAGCCCCCCGCCUGUAGGCGGGACAAACACUCCCUGCGUGGGGCUGUAGCAACGUCUGUCAGGCCCCCUUGUGUUUCAUCUCCUGCGCGCGUAGAGCAAAUGCUAGAGCGAUUUCAGCUGAUAGAAAAACAAAAAUGAAAAAAAAAACACAAAAAACAAAAAACAUGGCACGUUGCUAGUUUACAGGGUUUUGUGAGUUUAAAUGCCUUAUAUUUAACAAUCAUAAUUUAUGACUAACUUGUAGAUAUCGUGGGUUCUUAUUUAAUUAUUUUUAUAGUUGUUUUGCAUUUUUAAUUAUAAUUUAUUUAUUUAGAAAGGAUACUAAUUUUUUUUAUUACUCCUAUUACCUCAUUUUGGCGUUGUUUCUGGGAGUGGAAUGCUUUGCAUGCAUUGGUACGAUGACAAACAACUACGAAUACAAAAAAAAAAUUUAAAUAAAAUUCUGCAAACUUUAUUUCGUCCGAACUAUCAGGGUGUGUGAUUGCAAGCUGUCCUACCGUGGUGCUGGCCUCUUUGGAUACAUUCCAUACGAAAUGCAAACCUUUGAUUCUGUAUGCUGUGAUCUAGUGAAAAACUCCAAUAUAGUGACUGUAUUUAGCACAUAUAUAAAUAUAAUUUGCACUUGUCAGCAGACUGGGGUAAUCCUUUCACUUGCUACACUUGGCACCCCCCCGCCCCCACCACAACCCUGCCUCUCCAUCAUGAACCUGCCUUUCCUCCUCCCUCGCUCCUCCCACAACCUCAGCCCACCCAGCCGGUAUCCUCUGAGGAAAGUCUUGGGGCACUAGAGGCCACUGUCUCCACCUGGCCUCCAACUCCAGAAUUGGAGCCCUCCAGACAUUACAAGAGGAACAUCAGAGAGCCAAAAAGCCUGACUUCUUAGAAGGAGCCCUGGACUGGGGAGCCGGGAGGCUCAGGUUUUCAAAUCUGCUCCAUGACAGACGUCCCAAUGACCUUGAGCAAGUCCCUUGGCCCCUGAGUCUCAGUUUUCUGGGUGGGGUGAGUGAGGAGAACUGGGAGAUCUUUAGGGUCCCUUAGAUUCAAGUAGAAUGUGACACAGAUCCCGUGGGAAACCACUGUGCUGUGCUGUCUCACCUUCUGAGGAGAGAAGAAAGAGGGAGAAAAGGCAGGGCAUGGUGGCUCACGCCUGUAAUCCCAGCACUUUGUGAGGCCAAGGUGGGCAGAUCACUUGAGAUCAGGAGUUUGAGACCAGCCUGGCCAACAUGGUGAAACCCUGUCUCUACUAAAAAUACAAAAAUUAGCUGGGCGUGGUGGUAGGCGUCUGUAAUCCCAGCUACUCGGGAGGCUGAGGCAGGAGAAUGGCUUGAACCCAGGAGACGGAGGUUGCAGUGAGCUGGGAGCGUGCACCACUGCACUCUAGCCUGGGUGAUAAGAACAAAACUCAGUCCAAAAAAAAAAAAAAAAAAAAAGAGGGAAAGAGGGAGAAAGGAUUGGGAGGAGAAAAGGAGAGCAAAGAAGAAGAGAAGAAUAGAGAGAGUGAGCUGAGAAUUUGAGCUUGCUCAGAGUUGACUUUCGGGAGGGUUUUUGUCCUAUAAUAUGUGGCAUCCUGUGGGUGACAGGGAGGUGAGUUAGGUGGACACGUAUAGGACGUGCCCUUUCAUAAGGCUUGGGCAGUCAUUUGGCGAGUGAGCUGAAAUCCAUGUCUUGUUAGAGAUAGGGAUGGGGUAGGCAGAAAGGAGCUCCAAACUAUGGGUUUGGGAUUGGCACCCCUAUCCUAUCAUCACCCAGAGUCUUCAUUGUUGAGAUGCUGCCCAUGGAAAACAGAUUGGGACAUAGAUUUUGGAAUCAAGGUCUCUGCUCCUGGCAUCUCCUCUGUGCGUCUCCCUCUGCCUUUGCUCCCUGGGGACUGUGGGCAGGAGGAGCUUCUUCGGAGGACCGGGAGUGGGCCUCCAGUCCCCCUGCCCCUGUAGAGGAAUAAUGAGGGAGGACAUGGGGAAGUCACUGUCAAAGGCUGGCACAGCUGUGAGCCCAAUGCCUCUGAGCGAAAAGGAGAGAGAGGGAGUUCACGCCCCUGAGAGUAGCCCCCUGAGCCGGCUGGGACCUGGACUGCCUGCUUUCCUCCUGCCUCUUCCCCUUUCCCUCCUUCACAGCUUAUCCUCCUUCUUCCCUCUUUACAUCACUGCCUUUACCUGGUGGGGAUGAGGCCCCAUGGGGAAGGUGCUGAUGUGGAGGGAGGAAGUGGAGACCGAGAUUCGCCAUACUGCCCAGGGAGGCUGUGUGAGAACUGGGCUGUGUAUGGUCCCUAAAGCCUCAACUCUGCCCCAGCUGGGCGAUGGGUGCCCCUCUCUGGGCUUCCUGCCUAGCUUCCCCUUCUGCCUCCAGCCUGGAGCCUUGCUUUCCCUGGAGACAAGCCCGUGGAGUCCCCCACCACACUGGAGGGAGCACGACCACCACACUGCUGGGCCUGGCAGACACCACAUCUUUGGCAGGGCUCCUGGACGGGCAUGCCUUAUGCUGCUCUGCAGGGUCAGAGUGGAAAGGGGCCCUUUGCCCUGGCUGGCCUGUGCCCUCACCCUUGAGCCCCUCCCCCCACUCCACCCCUGGCCUCGGAUGCGGCUAAUUUCUCAGCCAUGGAGCCAGCUGCACCAGCCCUCGAGGGGGUAAUUUUGUUGCCCCUGGCAAGUGAAAGGAUUAUCCUCAGUGUUGAUUGUCCUUUUUUGUAAUCCUCCUGCUGUUCUGUUCUGUUGUGCUGUGCAACAUUUUGCUACAUAGACUAUUUUAUAGCAGAAAGCUAGAAGAAUAUUUAUUAUGAAUAUUAAAGCAAUAGUGCAUCAAUGAAAAGGCGGAGACAUUAGGAAUUGUGUAAAUGCUUAGAUUCACUUUUGGUGGAUUUUUUGUACUUUAUUUAUAACUAAUAAAAAUGAACUGCAUUGCUAACUACA
Molecule: messenger RNA, 9980 nt
Organism: Homo sapiens (human)
Lineage: Eukaryota; Metazoa; Chordata; Mammalia; Primates; Hominidae
Gene: ARK2C
Product: arkadia (RNF111) C-terminal like ring finger ubiquitin ligase 2C
Exons: 6
Coding region: 3012-3476 (154 amino acids)
Cellular component (GO): nucleus; protein-containing complex
Molecular function (GO): zinc ion binding; ubiquitin protein ligase activity
Source: RefSeq, a predicted model, not a curated record